Messenger RNA from Sclerotinia trifoliorum, 4499 nucleotides. Lineage: Eukaryota; Fungi; Ascomycota; Leotiomycetes; Helotiales; Sclerotiniaceae. The record is from the annotation of a GenBank genome assembly.
CACCAAAGGGUAGGUAAGGUUAACCUUAUCGAUAAAACUGAUAAGAGCGGCUGUUGGGCUAUUCUUACACUGUGGUAAAAGUGUUGAAAGGAAUUGAGAAUCUUGCAACUUUUGCAGUGAAAAAUUGGUGCCAUACUAGGAAGAAAAAGGAUGUAUUUUUCUUAUAUUAUAUGACUUGGGAAUCUGCGAAUGGAUUGUAAAGAACUCAACACCCUUGAAAUUAUCAUGAUGAAUGUGGCAAUCCCAUGCAGUCAGUCCCAUUGAAAGUGCCGACUCCCGAGGUGAUAAUAUUAUGUAAGCCAUUCCUUUAAUACCUGAGGUUAUUUUUACUUGCGCCGGGGUUUGUGCAUUCGAUCCCCGCUGUCCCUGCCGAAUGUAAAUAAUGAAAAUAAACAAACUUCUAAACUCCUAAGCUUAGCAUUAUCGCAACAGAUUUGUCUAUCACGAUAAUUUUUUAAUUUUUUUUUGAUAUGCCUAGAGUCGUACAAAAUCGAAAUGCGAGUAGGGGCGGAGUUGCUUCUGGCUCUUUAUCGACUCCAGCAAAAUCUCCCGUGAAGUAUGAAUUCCCUGGUUGCUAUGGUGUUUGGAAGUCCAUAUCUCUGGCAGAUGUGAUACUUUGCAUCUGCGCGCCGUGCAACAUGAAACUUUUCAUUACUGACUUUAAAUAGAGUGCCCUUAAACGAUACAUCGCCAGUGAAAUUGGCUCUCAAUGAUGAUGCGCAAGAAAAGGCAAGACGAUUAAAAUCAAGAAAUGCUCACCACGAAACUCAGAUGAACGAAAUCAAAAAAGCCGCGACCCCACGAAAAUUGGUGAAUUUUAAUCGAGCAGGGAGCUCCUCGCCAUCUUCAAACCACAGAACCCCAGGGCGUAUAGGGAAAGAGAAUGAACUCGAUGGCGGGGUUAUGAUGGUGGGGGGAAACGCAGUAACCCCCAUGAAGCGUGUUCCAAUUCUCGCAAAUUUCGAAGAAUGGAUGAAGAUGGCCACAGACAAUAAGAUCAAUGCUGCGAAUUCCUGGAACUUUGCGCUGAUUGAUUAUUUCCAUGAUAUGUCACUUUUGAAGGAGGGUGACGGGGUCAAUUUCCAAAAGGCCAGUUGCACUCUUGAUGGAUGUGUGAAGAUUUAUACGAGUCGAGUCGACAGUGUGGCUACAGAAACCGGCAAGCUUUUGAGUGGAUUAGCAGACAGCGGGAACAACAAAAAGAAGAGGGGCGAGAAUGAGGAAGGUGAGGGUGAAGGUGAUGAGAGCGAAGAAGAGGUCGAAGACGAAGAUGGUGUUGUCAGGAAGAAAGCAAAGAAAAGGGUACGUCGGAAGCACAUCCACAAUUGUUUUAUUUUCCCUCAGUCUGAGUGCAAGCGCUUUGAUACCUGGUGGAGUCUCAUAGUUGAGAUGUUCAAAUGUUAUCAGUGCGGACCAAAACUAUGUUUACUUCUUAUUUAUCUACCGCAUACCGCAUACUGGUGGAACGUAAUGGGGAUAUUUAGGCCUUAUGUCUAGUGGCACGUUUAAUUGGAGAGGAACACGGACUCUCAUCUGAAUAUAAUACCAGAUGAGACCCUUUCUGUCACAUACGACCAUAGACUGAAGAGAAUUGGGCAUCCCGUCCGCUCUGCCAUACACAAGCUUCAGAUCGGUGGAUUAGUAGUUGGGUGGGUGACCACCAGCGAAUCCCCACUGUUGUAUGUUUAUUUUUGUCAUACAUUUUUACUCGAUCUUUUGUUCCACAGAGGAGGAAAUCCAGUGAAGUGGAAACGAGGGCGGGCGCAUUUCAUCCACAUCUACCUGUGCUAUUGUUCCUCGACCGAUUGGAAGGCGCCAGUCCGAUGACUUAAUGGGCGGUGCCUUGUGUCACACUUUUCCUCCCUACUUAUACUCGCAGCUAUGAGUGCAAAUACUUUUGUUGCUUGCAAUUGAACUUUAAUGUACUAUUAUCGGCUUAUCAGUGAUUCUAUUAAAUAUGUUGUGGUUUGGUGGAUGUAAUCCCUAAUCUUUGUAUUGGUCAAGUCACUAAACCACAAAACUCGAAUUGUAACAACUUUAUUUGGCAAAAUCUUGUCCAUUUCGAACGCAGCAACAUCAUUGUUGCUUACAUGCACUAGAAAACCGUAGCUAAUCAUAAGUUCAGACUCAACGUUCAUCAGAAGCGACUCUCGCAACCUCAUUUUCAGCAUUACAAUUAAAAAAGUUUGAACUUGAGUUUUCUGUUGAUCCUUUAUUCAAAAAAGCAUCUGCAGAUUUUGAUGAGGGCGGAGCCAAAGGUCUUCUCUUAAAUCAUCUCUCAAUCGAUUCUAAAGGACGUAUAGUUUUUGAUAGUAGUGAUGAUGCCGGCGACGCAUCAGCAGAAGGACGGGGCAGAAGGCGAAAGGAUGAUGCUAUUGAAGAGGAUCAGGAAGAAGUUUUAGAAUCGGCAAAUGUUACGCUAAAAGUUGAUGACAAUGAGGACGAAGAUCAAGAUGAUGUAGAGAUAGAUGUGGAAGCUUUGGGCAUCAAGUUUUUCCCAAACUUGGAUUUUCUUGAAGAACAGGAUAUUUGUCCAUCAUUGAAGAAUUUCGACCUCGGAGAUCCUUCUGGUUCUAUGGACAUUCCGUUCUUAAAGGCACCGGAAGAUUGGCGACAAGAUAAAGACAAGACGGAAGACAAUGGGGUAGGUGAUAGGUCGGGCAUUUUCCUCGAUGAUGAUAACCCGGUUGGAUUUGAUGAUGACGAUGAUGGCCUCCUCGGAAACUUCGAUAUUCCAGAUGAUGCUGGAUUUGGUGAAGGUGGUGAAGCUUGGGCUCGUGACGCCGCGAUCGAACCACGAAUGCGAGUUCACGAUGUAGGAUACGACAAUGAUGGCGGCGAUGGCGAGGAUGGAGAAGGACCUGCUGGUUCAUUCAAUCCCGAGACGGGCGAGUACGUCAUUUCUCUUGAUCGUGGAUCAAAGACGGAAGGUGGUCAUGACGAUAUUUUAAGUUAUUUUGACGAGGCCCUGCAAAAGAAUUGGGCCGGUCCCGAGCAUUGGAGGAUACGAAAGAUUAAAGACGUCAACAAACCAGCAGUUACGAAGAUUCGCAAGGAGAAAGAACCUUUCGAGAUUGACUUUAUGUCUCCACUAAGUGCUAGCCUAGCUGAAACUAUCUAUACACAUGCAGCAACCAAUGCUACAAUAUCUCUCCCAAAGAAGGACUGGAAAUCUAAAACGAGGAAUCUUCUUCCCGAUGAUAAGCAUUUUAACUCCAAACAGUUGUUACGCCUUUUCCUUAAGCCCAAAGCUAGAAUGGGUAGUCGAAAAUCUGGAUUCGGAGCAAAAUCCGGAACUUUCGGUCAAAAGAAGGAGGAUGACAUUCCUGAAGGCGAAAUUGGUCAAGAUUAUUGGGCACGAAAAGAAGAACCAGCCCACACGUUGGAGGAUGAAGCUCCACCUCAUGGAGAUUACGAUGCCAACUUCUUCCAAGAUGAUGGUUUGGCAAUGCCGGGUGGUAUUGAUGACGAUGAUGAUAUGGAAUUCGCCGAUGCGCGCGAAGGUUUUUCACCUGGAGCUCAAAGACAAGGUGCAGGUGGUAUCGAUGCUAUCACUGCUAUCCUAAAUGCCGGACCUCAAGGUGUUGACGGCGAAGAGGGUGCUUUUGGUACACAAUUGGUUACACAAAGUCGAAGAUUAAGACCUGAAUAUGUACAAUAUGCUAGAGUUGCUAAGAAGGUUGAUGUGAGGAGACUGAAAGAGGAAUUAUGGAAGGGUAUUGGAUUUAGUGAGCCUGAACAACCUGUGAGUUCCUCGUACCUUGUAUCAGCCCCCAGACUUUAUCACUAACAUAAAUCAAAACAGGAUACCUCCCUUUCCGCAUCACGUCUUCCCGCACCACCACUUAAAUUGCCUACUGAUGAAAAUGAGACCCUCCAAUUCACAACAGUCAUGCAAAACCUCCAGACUGUAUACCCGAAGCAAGUCAUGAAUGAUAUCUCAACCAGUUAUUGUUUUAUCUGUCUAUUACAUUUGGCUAAUGAGAAGGGUCUUGUCAUUGAAAAGAAAGAGGGUUUGAUGGAAUUGGAUAUUAGAAAGGAUCCAACAGCGGAAAUCACAGUCGAAUAACUUUGUGAACUUGAUGAACGAUGAAAUGUUCAAGAUAUGAAAAGAGGCGUUUUGGGUUUAUGCUGAUAUUAUCAUGCCUAUUGGUGGUUUGUGCUUCACUUAGUUUUCUUGUGCUGUGCUUGUGAAUACACUGUAUGUUUCAAUGGUUGGAUUGGAUGCGGCAUGGUAUGAGGGAUUUGGAAGAACGUUUACGUGUUUAUAUUGUGGCAUGGAUUGAACUGAAAUGAGUUGAAAUGGAUGAUAUAAAUUAAGGUCACGAUGAUGAGUAUUAGAAAUGAGGAAUCCGUUCUCGUUGUGAUGAUGAAUUUCAUGAUGAGAUUUUUAAGCGAGGGAUUUAUAGUCACAGAAAAGAAUCAAUUAGUACCAAAGCUUUUUAUUGUCUUUUCAAACUAAAUAAAUCAUUCUUUUUAUAAAUAAUCGAAAAAGUAAU